AUCAACACUUCUCCGAGUGAAGUGUCUUCGCGUGUCAUCCUCAAGUCGUUAAUAUUGCUAUUCCUCCUUUCUUCUUUCUCCAAUCCCCACCUCUACUUAUCGACACUAGCUCCCGUAACCUUCCGUGUCUGACGCUAUCACAACUAUGCCUGCAAUUUCACAACCAUAUGAAGUCUUACUCGACUUCACGAACGAUACACAUGACUGCGCAACAAUCCAGCUGCUGCGGGAUUAUGGCCGUAACACUAGCGCAGUUGUUCUGCUACACCCUGGAGAAAGCCUCACCCUGGUCCUCGAAGCAGGUUCCAUGUAUAAAUAUGCUCUCAAAUCACAUUCCAAGGUUGCCAACGUGAGUGCACGGAGCUGGCGAGACAUUCACUGCGAAAUAUCGCAUCUAUUUGCUGCCAGCCCACCAUCAUGGUCUGCUUUACGUGGGUCUACGGGUUCGCCCGCUAGCGGCGUCACCGUUGACCGAGUAUGGCGGGACUAUCGGUUCAAUGUUUGGAAUGAUGCUUGAAGCGAGACCUCUUGAAGAGAGAGACUAUACCCUGAGGGGCAGAAGCCUUCAUAUGAUACCAUCAUUGCAACCAAUCA
Messenger RNA from Suillus clintonianus, 594 nucleotides. RefSeq lists its product as uncharacterized. The record is from RefSeq and is a predicted model, not a curated record. Bases 146 to 517 code for a protein of 123 amino acids. NCBI's taxonomy places the organism in Eukaryota, Fungi, Basidiomycota, Agaricomycetes, Boletales, Suillaceae. The transcript has 3 exons.